Stylonychia lemnae is the source of this 1050-nucleotide messenger RNA. NCBI's taxonomy places the organism in Eukaryota, Ciliophora, Spirotrichea, Sporadotrichida, Oxytrichidae. The record is from the annotation of a GenBank genome assembly.
AUGUUGAAAACAGGAUCCUUAGUUACUUUACUCCUUCUCGGGCUAAUUUCUUACCAGGCCUAUGCAGAGAGAGUUAGUUUCAGACCAUAUGUUAUUGAUAUUCCAACAACACCAGAGGACAAUCAAUUCCUGGAAUAUAUCAGUCAAUUCAGUAAAAGCUACACCAGCACUAGUGAAUUCAACCUUAGAAAGGAGAUCUUCAAAAGGAACCUUAGAUUAAUUAAUAUGUACAAGUCAAGUAACUACAAGAUGGGACUAAAUUUCUUCGCAGACUUUACUCCUGGUGAGAUCUUCGCUAGACUCAAGUAUGCAGAUCAUAAAACCUAGGCAAAGUCGGAUACAGAAGAUCAGCCUAAACUUGAAAAACCUCUAGACAUCCCCUAGUCAGUCAACUGGGUUUAAUUAGGUGCAGUCUCUGCUGUUAAGGAUUAGGGCUAAUGUGGUGCUAAUUGGGCUUACGCUGCUGCAUCAGCCAUUGAGAGUGCCUAUUAUGUUAUGUACAGAGAUAAGUUGACUGAAUUAUCAGCUCAGUAAUUAAUAGAUUGUGUACCUUAAACUGCUGGUAAUGGAUGCGGCACGGUAUAAUCUAUUGACGAUGUAGUUAGUUAUCUUAAAUUAAAUGACAUGGAGAAAGAGUCAGACUAUCAAACGCAGGCCAAGAGUGGAGAUGCCUGCAAUUAUGACAAGAAUAAGAGAGCAGUAAAGAUUUACUAACCCCCAUUGUAUCCAACUGCAAAUAGCCAAAGUGCUCUCAUGAAAGCUAUUGUUGAAGGACCAGUUCUAGCUGAAAUUAACGCUGAUAUCCCUUUCAUUUUCUAUCAAUCUGGAAUCAUAGACGCUGACGACUGCACUACCUCUCAUAUUCACCCAGUCCUUGUUGUAGGAUAUGGAGUCGAGGGCAAUAUCACUUACUAUUUAGUUAAAAACUCCUGGGGAUAAACUUGGGGAGAAAAAGGUUAUGCUAGAAUAGCUGCCAAAGGAGAUGGUCCAGGUGUUUGCGGAAUCCAAAAUAGACUUACCUUCUUCAUAGCUGAUAAUUCAGAUUCUUGA